Sceloporus undulatus (fence lizard) is the source of this 665-nucleotide messenger RNA. RefSeq names its product GATOR complex protein DEPDC5-like. NCBI's taxonomy places the organism in Eukaryota, Metazoa, Chordata, Lepidosauria, Squamata, Phrynosomatidae. The record is from RefSeq and is a predicted model, not a curated record. Bases 186 to 590 code for a protein of 134 amino acids. The transcript is spliced from 3 exons. Gene Ontology annotation, biological process: negative regulation of TORC1 signaling; cellular response to amino acid starvation; positive regulation of autophagy. Gene Ontology annotation, cellular component: lysosomal membrane; GATOR1 complex. Gene Ontology annotation, molecular function: GTPase activator activity.
AGGAGCUACAAAGGCCUAGAGGAGUCUCUCUAGGAAUUUACAGUGCAACUCUAUGGUCAACAUAGAACAUAGAAAUCAUGCUGGAGCCUAUCUAGGAAUCUGUAGGUCCUCCAGCGCAACUUAUGUCAAAAUUGUGCCGGAGGGCCUAGAGAUUCCUAGAGCGGCCAUAUUAAUGAUUAAUCACGAUGCUUGCUUUAAUUUUUUCUACAUUCUUCGCGGAUGCAGUCUUCGACAAGCAUUACAUCAACCGCAACUUCGACCGGACGGGUCAGAUGUCGGUGGUCAUCACACCCGGCGUCGGCGUCUUCGAAGUCGACCGCCUCCUCAUGAUCUUGACCAAACAGCGCAUGAUCGACAAUGGGAUCGGCGUUGAUCUGGUCUGCAUGGGCGAACAACCGCUCCACGCCGUUCCGCUAUUUAAGUUACACAAUCGCGCCGGUCCUGGUGAUUCGCGCUUAGGAGACGACUACAACAUUCCUCAUUGGAUAAACCACAGGUAUGCGCCCGAAUUUGCGCAAAUUGGGCGCAGUCUCUCUUACCGUAGAUGCCAUAUUGUCGCAAUUAAAAGUUAUAAAUAUAUAAUGUAUUAAUUAUAUUAUAUUUAUAACUUUUAAUUUAAUAUUUACUAUGUUUAAUAUAAUUAAUAAAAUAAUAAUGGUAAUAAU